UGAGCGGAAAAAAGGGGCCACCUUCUCAACGGACGUCUUCGGGACCAUCGUCCGGUGCGGGAGGACGAGACAGAUGGCAGCGGAACGACGGGCUAUGGAGGGCGGCGCCGCGGCUAGACGUGAUGUGCUGAGUCAUGGUGAGCUCCAGGCGGUGGCGGCGGCCGUGUCGACGAUCGUUCUUCGAUAUCAGCAGGAGAGGGCGCUAGGGCGACUGAAGGAGCAUUUGCGCGCGCGUAGACGAAGGACAUUGACGCAAGAUCCGCACGAUGGUGUCGAGUUCGUGGCGACGUCAGAAGCUGUUGUUCAGUUGUGCUAUGCGUUGGGCUGCGAAGUGAUACCCCGCGCGACGCCGCGGUGGUGGGUGAAGCGCAGGACAGGAGGAACGUGGGAAGACCUCAGGCUAUGCGACGAUGCGACUGACGACUACUUCCGCGAUAAGCUGCGAAUGUCGCCGCGAGUGUUCCGGAAGAUCGCGAAGGCGUGUGCGCCUCAUCUUCGGCGGCAGGUGACGUUCUACAGGGAGCCUUUGCAGUCGGACCAGAUUGUGGCAUACGCACUGUACAGGUGGGCGUCAGGUGAGACGUAUGAGAGCAGCACGUGCAAUUUCGGGAUCGGACGAGCUUCUGGGCUGAUUGUCGUUCACGACGUGACUGCCGCGCUGCUGAGGGUGUUCGGCGAUAAGAUAGCAUGGCCGACGGGAGUUCGUAAACAAGUCGUUCUUCGGGCCUUCGCUGAUAAAGGCUUCCCCAACUGCCACGGUUGCAUUGACUGCACUCACAUCUACGUCGACAAGUCAGCGAAUGCUCUGAGCAAAAAUUACUACGACAGGAAGCGCCGUUUCUCCAUCGUCGCGCAGGUCGUUGUCGACUUGGACUUGCGUGUGGUAGACGUGCACAUGGGAUACCCCGGUAGCUGCCACGACAUCAAGGUGCUGCAGUUGUCUAGCCUGUCGCUGCGCGCGGAGGAGGGGUCGUUGUUCCGCGGGCCCCCCGUCACACUGCCGUUCGGUGUGAAGACGAACGGUUACCUUCUGGCGGACAAUGGGUACCCCCCUGCCGAAUGGAUGGUCAUCCCGUACGGCGGUAUCAAUUUGAGCGUCGAGCAGGAGUGGUUUGACAACAAGCAGAAGGUGGCAAGGGGAGCGGUGGAGCGGGCGUUCGGCAGGCUGAAGGGCAUGUGGCGGCUGUUUCUCCGAACACACAAGACAAACCUGGAAACGCUCCCGCAGCAGUUCACCGCCGUCUGCAUACUGCACAACUUACUGAUCGACGAGGGGAUCCCUCUCGACGAGAAUCUGCUGUGGGAGGUCGACGGUAAUGGUGUGCGACGACGAGUGGACCUGGGGAUCGACGAGCCCCUCCAGCCUGCGUCGAUGUUGACGUCGACCCGCGAAGCCUUAGCCCUGAGGCAUGCUUUGGCGGAACGAAUGAAACACGAAUGAGUCGUGUAUCAUUCGUGGACAACAGCACAUGAAGAUGGCUUAAUUGCAACAAUG
Messenger RNA from Chara braunii, 1495 nucleotides. The record is from the annotation of a GenBank genome assembly. NCBI's taxonomy places the organism in Eukaryota, Viridiplantae, Streptophyta, Charophyceae, Charales, Characeae.